CAGGCCUCCAGCUGCCCCGAACUGCUCCUCCACACACAAGUGAGGCUCUCGCGCCCCCAGCUGGCAGACGUCGGCGUCGACUAGUGGACCCAUCGUCAUGGACAACGAACCCGGCGACGAGUACACAAGGCGCAUUGCGACGUACAUCAGGACGCACGAGCAGGGACUCGCUGCAGCUGCCAUCCCCCGGAGACGACGCGGCAAGCCCGCAGCAGCAGAGCCCUCUGUCUUUAAUCCUCUCGGCUGGUUCGCGUCCGACAAUGCUGCUCCCUCCACCGCAAAGCCUGUCAUACUGUCAUUCGACAUCCACCAUCUAUUCUACCUCCUGAUGCGUCUCGAAGCGCUGGGGAUAGAUGUAGGAUCCCUGGACGUUCAGGUCGACAGCCCGUCACGACCCAUGAACUAUAUCAAUAUCUUCCCCAGUUCUGACAAGUCAGACGCCCUCUCCCUCAUGUCCUUCCGCUCAUCGCUCUCUGUUGUCUCCAAGCUGUCUCUCGGGGCAGGCUGGUUCCGUACGCCGCCGCCAACUUUGGACGCGGAGCUGAAGUACAUCUACAGUAGCUUCACGAAGCUGCCCGCGCUGUCACUUCGCGCGCCAGAAGCGAAGCUCAUCGCCGAGCUCGCCACGGAGGCUCCGAACGAGAACGCGCUGCCUAUGGACGCCUUCAAGUGUCUGCAGACGCUGCAGUGCAUCGACAUCGAUCCAAGGACGUUGCUCGGCUGGGACCGGUUGGCGGAGAGUCUAUUGAGCCUGUCGAUCAAGAACAGCGGUUUGGAGGAUGUAUCGGACAUAUUCAUCGGUGCAGUGCUGGAUGACCAGGCUAGGAGAGAAGGGCGGGUGAAGGACUCAAGGACCAGGAGACUACCGAGGAGCCUUUCACGUCCACAGUCGUUCUAUGGCGGCUCUCGGCUACCCGAGUCAGUUCCGGAGGACGCAGAGGAAGAGGAAGAUGGUUCACCGCAGUCUACCACUCAGCCCAUCGAACUGCCUUCGCUGAAGUGGGCGUUCCUACGGCACCUAUCUCUCGCGGACAACGCACUUACCUUCCUGCCGACGUCUCCCCUCCCCUACCUUACCUCGCUAACUCACCUAGACCUAUCAUCCAAUCUGCUUGUGUCCGUUCCUCCCGGCCUCCAAUCGUUAUAUAACCUCACAUCCCUGAACUUAUCCGACAACAUGAUCGACUCUGUGCUGGGCAUUUACACCGUGCUCGGUCAAGUGUUGUACCUCAAUCUGUCGAAGAACAGGCUCGAAUCGAUAUGCGGCCUCGAGCGAUUACUCGCGCUCGAGCGGGUGGACCUGCGCCACAACAUCAUCGAGGAGAGCGCGGAAGUCGGGCGAUUGGCAGCCCUUCCAAACAUCACCGAGGUUUGGAUCGAAGGCAAUCCGUUCACGGAAAUCGAGGAGGGCUACAGGAUCCGGUGCUUCGACCACUUUACCAAGGAGGGGAAGAGCGUCCUCCUGGACGGGGCAUCGCCGAGCUUCUACGAGAAGAUGUACUUGACGUCGCCGCCGUCACAGCAGAUGACCUCCUCGCGACCGCCAUCUGUCGCAUAUACCCCUCCAGUCGUGGCGGUGGGCAGCCCUGUUCGGAACGGUGCCUCUCCGAUGACUGCCAGCCCACAGCAAGGCCCUUCAUCACAUUCUUCCCCUCCGUCCAAUGGGGCAUCGCCGCACAUUGCUGCGGUGAACGCAAGGGGACGCCGCAAGAAGAACAAGAGGAUCGUUGACCUCGAUGGAGAUCACAGCAUGAGCGAUGCUGGCAGCUCUAGGACCGCUUCACAGGCCCGUGUAGGCUCAGAGGUUGGAGGACGCGCAGACAAGACACGGAGUCCUAAAUCAGCGAAGGCGCCACUACCCUCAGCCCCAGAGCCAUCUGCUCCAGCUGGACCCAGAGUGGGCGGCGAUCUGUCGAUAUAUCCGGCUGCGGCCCCCGUUGCCCCUGCUGUUGUCCGUCCAACACCCAAGACGCGGCAUAGCCGAAAUCACACGGAGCAUGCUCCGUCGUCCUUCGCGACGUCGGAUGACACAGACAACGCUCUGCAGCGAGGGGGAUCUCUACGCAAGGCUGGUACGAUGUCGCGCUCGGCCAAGCGGCGCUCGCGCGUCUCCGCGUCGAUGUAUCAGCCUGCGGCGGACAGCGCAGAGGAGGCGGGCCAGUUCAAGGAGGCAGAUGCGUUCCGGGCUCGAAUAGAGGCACUCCGGUCUGAUAUGGGUGACGGAUGGCUGAAGGUGUUCAAUCAGUCGCAACUCAGCUCGCCGCCACCGACCGGGGUCCCCUCUGGAUAGCACUGGCAGUAUUUUUUGUCGGUCUUGUACCAUACCUCGACUUCUAGGAUAUCGUGUACUAUUUUAUGCUCUCUGUAUAGGUGCUUAUAAUGAUGAUUUUGCAUGCUGAAA
Messenger RNA from Fomitopsis serialis, 2401 nucleotides. RefSeq lists its product as uncharacterized. The transcript has 3 exons. Lineage: Eukaryota; Fungi; Basidiomycota; Agaricomycetes; Polyporales; Fomitopsidaceae. The record is from RefSeq and is a predicted model, not a curated record. Gene Ontology annotation, cellular component: cytoplasm. The coding region runs from base 98 to 2290 and encodes 730 amino acids. Gene Ontology annotation, molecular function: protein kinase binding.